AUGCCGCCAGUCAACGAACCGACGACCACAGCUUCGCCUGGGUGGCCGGUCGGACUGCCGCAGGUAUGUCUUACUUUCCACGUGUUUGUUCCGAUAAAUGACCGUGCAAAAUUUCAGAUAAAAUCACAAGUCGAUCUCAUCAAUUUCGCUCGUGGACUUCUUACGUCGCCGGCGGCGACGACGUCAACGACUUCACGCGAUCUCCAGAAUGUGAACCCGAUCAUCGCAGCGACGCCGCCGGUGAGGUCACCAGUAGUGACUGGCGUGAAUGCCGCGAACAUUGGCCAGCAAAUCGGUGGGUUACUCUACUUUAUUAUUGUUGUAUGAAAAGUUUAAGCAGCGGGAAAUAGCGCGAAAAAAAGCAGAAUAUUGAGGAAAACAGCUCGGAAUUGAAUUCUGAAAAUCCCAUUCAAAGAACAAAAAAUGACAGUUUUCAGGGCUCCCGCCCCUCGGCACUCUGUCGGCAUUCCCGCCAGAACUUCUUCUCCAAUUCGCCAGACUGGAUCAUCUAAACUUCUUUCCGUAAGUCUUUAGUCUUUCCUUAAUUAUUGCUGCUGCAAUUAAAUGCGCCUCUUUCGUCCAACUUCUGCGCAUAACCUAAUUUCUAUACAUUCUCUGAAUCUCGGGUCUAGACAAUCACUGGUCUGCUCCCAUUCUGACUCUGCACUUUGACUUGUGAUUUAUGCUUGACGACUAGCCGGCUGACUAAUGAAAUUUCGCAGCAUAAAUGUCUGAUGCCGAAACCAUUGAUCAGUUUUCAAGCACUGAUUGAUUGUUUCAAUGAUCUUUCAAAAACGAAACGCUCCCCACGGUCGGCGCUUUUCCUUCUCGUUGUAUCCAACCACCCUCACCCCUGUCAUUGGCAGUAGUGCAUAGAAAAGUGGAAGUAAGAGAGCAUCGAAACAAAGAUCCGCAUGUUGCAUGACACACGAGAAGUGUGUGUGAGAGCAAAGGUGCAGAGUACAUUCGGCUGCGAAAGGAAAUCCAAGCUUCCGAUUUUUAAAGAAGAGAAAUGAUGCAGGUGAAAAGGAAGUGGCCAAAGGCAGAGUGCGAAAAGAUUUUUUUGACGAGGGAGUGAAUGGGAGAAGAACUUGCCUCGGACUGCAAACAUCUGGUGCGGCGUCCUUCCGUUCUCAUAUUUACCCGUGUGCCAAACGUUCCAACUACCGCCUUCCUGAGUCAUCAUCGGAACAACCCGCGAUGGGACAUGCGCAUCACAACAAUAAUAGCGGAGGGUCAGAGGGGGGACACGACCAAAGAUAUCUCCCUUUCUGCCAUCAUAAUACGUUUCUUCGCACAUUGCGGGUUAGUUAGGGCUCUAAAAGCUUCGGCCAUUCAUUCAUUACUUCUUGGUCACCUCACACAUUUAUUUUUUCCGCGCCCAUUCUCGGCUGCAUAGUGGUGACGUUUCAAGUGUCAGCGGUGCAGCAAAGUCGGCGUCUGACUGGGUGCCAAACUUCAUUCUUCUUUUUCCGUCUUAAUUCUCCGUCUGGCUGCUUUGCAAUUCCUAGACUUCAUGUGAAUUUGCGCUUCAAUGAGUCCAUCUUGUUGCACAAAAAAAGUUCAAAGGUUCAGAGUAUCAUUUUACUUUUCUCCGCACACAUCCUGAAAGAGAACGAGUGCCGCGUGCUUGAAAAAAGAGAGAAGAGAUGGCAAAGAGACGGAGAGUGGCGCUGAACUGUGCAACGUCGUAAUGUUUCCGCUUGCCCGUUUCGGUUUGCGAUUUUGCACAAACUAGAAAUCAUUCUUAUCAGUCUGUGCUGACCCUCUCUUCCAAUUGACCCCUCGCAACAGAUCUUUGUCACCAGUGCUUCUCACUCAAAUAAGAGCAAAGAUCGUCGAGAGCAAAGCUCUUUCCCGCAAAAGUUUUCAUUAUGGUAGUGGCGACGGUGGCUCUUUUGUCGACAGAGUUGGUCAACAUACACCGCUUAUCUCUACGAAUUGACACAUGUUUGUCGCGUAUAGUUUGGUACUUGGCGACAUGCCAGCUAGGCGCCAAUACGUGAAUGGCAGAGUUGAGCGGAAGUGGAAUUUUGAAAUACGGAAGACGGCAGACGGCAGACGGAAGAAAAUUUUUCUUACGGAACACGGAAAACGGAAGACGGAAGAAAAUUUUUCUCACGGAAGAUGGCAGACGGAAGACGGAAGAAAACUUUUUUCCCGGAAGACGGCAGACGGAAUACGGAACAAAAAAUCGUCAAUUCAGAGCCUUUUUUCCGGUUUUUUUUUUGAAAAAAAUAACUAAUGCAACAAAACUUUUGGAUCUGGGUACUGCCCGUGGAAAUUCGCGUUCUUCGGGACUAGUAAAUGGCUCUUGAAAAACUAUUACUCUUUUACGGUAAGAAAAAAAAAUCCCGGAAGACGGCAGACGGCAGACGGAAGAAACAUUCUUUUACGGAAGACGGCAGACGGAAGACGGAAGAAAACUUUUCUCACGGAAGAUGGCAGACGGAAGACGGAACAAAAAAAACCACGGAAGACGGAAGACGGAAGACGGCAGACGGAAUUCCGCUCAACACUGGUGAAUGGAUUGGGCAGUUAGCUGAGUGACACUGGCCCUCGAUUCCCUUGACGCUAAUCUAUGUUCGUUGUUUUAAUGGUGCUGUUGUAGUUGUGUUUUAUGUACUUCCUGUCGACAUCAGCAGCACUCAAGUGACGUAGAAAUCAGAAACGAUUCGAAUUAGAAGAAAGACGGCGCAUCCUUCGGAACUUGAUUCCACACACACACACGUUGUUUCCAUUUCUCGCCCAUCAUUCUCUCAUCACUUUCCUAUUCAUCUUCUUUUGCUUGUAUUUGGUCGCUUUAUGUGCUUCAUGUUCGGUUUUGGUGGACCCCUAAUGCGUGAUCACCUGCGUAGAUAAAAGUGAUAUUUUCCCUAUAAUUGGUUUUGUGCAUUUGCGUAUUUACGUUCAAUUUCUGAGAGAUCAACAGCACAAAAUACGGCGCCAUUUCGUUGGUUGUACUGAGUAUGAAUGACAUACUAACUAAUAGGUCUUCAAGUAUUCGGAGAAAGAACCUCCCGCGCGUUCAAUUGUUUGUCAAUCGGUCGUUCAACCUUGUCGAUGGAUCGGGAGACGAGAGAGCGGCGGUAAAGAAAUACGACGUCCCUUUCAAUGUUUCUUAUUCCUUUCUCCUUUGGCUAGUUUAUCUAUCCUUCAUUAAAAAGUUUGAACUGAUGAACGGCGAGCAAACAAAAGCAUCGAAAAAACGUGGAAGAGUUUCACUAUCCUUACCUUCUUUUAUAAAAAAACAAAAUUCGUGUUCGUGGCUUGUUUACGUCGGAAAACGGGUUGAAACGGUAGAUUCCCUUUGAUCUCUGCUCAGUGCCACGUCUCUGUGUCUCUGUUUCUCUUCCACCAGAUAUAAUGAAUGCUUAUGACUAAUCGCUGCACUCGGUUCGCUGACUACCAGUACCUUUCAAUCUUUAUUCGUCAACUACUCCCCGACGAUCGUCAUUACGAUUCAAAAGUUUAUUUUGGCAUGAUCCCUGUCUCAACCUACCUAUUGUGUAUUGAAUGUAACAUUUCGUGAUGAACGAGAUGAAAGAAUUACACGGCAAGUACUAGGCACGACUCGCGAAGGAAAGAGAUCCGUACCUGCCACAGAGGACUUCAUCCAUCUGGCUUCUAUAUAAUUUUGAUCAAAACACGGCAGUUCUGCUUUGAAAUUAAAACCUUUUCACUUGAGAAAAUGCAUAUAAAUAUGGACGGAACACUAUAGUGUAGGCGGGGUUUCUCGAUCUCACGAUCUGCCAUAACUUCAUUAAGUUCGCGAAUCGCCACGCGACCUCUCCAGAAACCUGCUAUGCAGCACGAAACAUUCCUCUUCUCGGGCAGCCAAUUUGCAUUGAAAACAGCCUCGACCGCCAAAUUUUGUGUCCUCGAUUCGACCCUAUAGAUGAGAUUAUAUCUCUGUGAACGAGAAAAGCACUGGUUCCACACGAGUGUGGAUUUGCCAAACGAUAGAAAAGAAAGGAGACGUUGCUAGGCAUUCUCGUUCUCUGAACAAUUUCGUGUAAGUGUCCCCAGUCCCCAAUGUUGGCAACUAUUUUGUGCACGAGGUUUGGUGCCGGAGAGAGAGGCAAACGUGUGGGAGAGCGGGAAGAGAAGCGGCGAAGGACGCGUGUUUCGCCACCACUACUCGGACGACGACGGGGAGUACGUGGGGCUGCUGGAGAUGCCUGGGUCUCGUCACCCCGCCACCCUCUUCACGUAGGCUUCUCCUAUUCAUCGUCGCCUUCGGGGUCCUAAAAAUGGAAGAGUCGCUUCGGAUUUCAAAUUUCCAGUUUUUAGUCCGCGUGUCUUUACAGUUGAGUCCCGCUCUCCCAUCUAGACGGAGUCUCGUAUUUCCUUCCACGAGUACGUCUAUCAAUUCAUGGUCCCAUUUUCUUUUCAGUUUUCUUCUCAGAUUUCGCUUUCAUUUCCUUCCCAACCUGAAGGUGUGCGCAAGAUGUCCAAGAUUUACAUCUCCGAUUAGGCAGACUUCUUCUCAUUUCUGCGUCCUUCUCUCGUAGUUUCCCGUCCGAAAAGGAUUCGCGCGUCAUCAAUGAAUGAAGUUUCUCGUUUUAUUUGGCACUGUUGACCACCACACUUGUGUUCUCCUCCUGAUCUUUCCUUUAGCAAAAACGCUUCAUUAUCAAUCAAUAGAAAAUCAAAAGAAAAUAUUUUUAUUCUCGAAUUCUCUCAUUUGUGGCCAACUGUUUAACGGAAUUGCAAAAGUGCUCAUUCUUCUUUUGAUUUCAGAGCAGUGGGCUCACCGACGAAUCCAUCCACGUCCUCGUGCCCGGAGCCGUCGACAUCGCAGCCGCACGCCGCCCCUUUGAUGCCAUCGGGUCCGUCGAUGGCACACGGGACAACGACAGAUCAGCACCAGUUAAGACCGCAACAGCAGCCGACACAGCAGAAGGAGGUGGUGGGAAUGCUCCCGAUGGCGAGAAAGUACUCGAUGGAAACCCUUCAGCAUCAUGACAUGCAGCACCCACAUCAACUACACUAUCUACCAAAUCGUGAGUUUUCAAUUGAAAAUCAAAUAGAGAAUAUGUUGAUGAUGACGAUGAUAUUUGUUGUUCCGAGAAGCAAUGAUCAUCACCGGAAAACGCAAUGAAUGUUAGAACAAGCGUUUAAAAUCCACCCGCCCAAAAGAGUCGUAAAUAGUACGCUCAUGCUCAAUUUGGAUCACUUCUCACAGAGUCCAUCUUCUGAGAAUCUGAUUUUCGGAAAAUAGCAGUGCAAUUCAGCUUUCAAGUUAUGCACUUCGCACUAGAACCCUACCCGGUCGGCACACAUACCAUUAAAGAGGACAAUAAUCAGUGAUUAUGAAGGGUCAGUCUGGCCGUUUGCGCACCAGUCUCUUUCGGAGCAGAGAACAACGUCAAAUAGUGCCUUCAGACUCGGUGCCACCUGGAUUUUCAGGACUAGAGAAUAUUCGGAGACUUCAAUUACACCGUUGAUCCCGUGAUUGUCACUUUAAUCACUUUACACCUCUGCAAUCCGUCGAUCUUCUGCUCCAUCUCUCACACCUCGAUCUCUCUCCUUCUAGGGCCUUUCCGCAUCGCACUCUAGUUUCUUUGUGUCCGUGAUGUCACCCUCCUCCACCCGCCGGGACUCUCCUCGACUCUGAUGCCUGUGGCGCUGUAUCGCCUGCGCUCCGACUGUUUGCUCAACCGAUCACAGUUUGUUUAAUGCUCGCCGUAUGUCUGCGAGCAAAAUAACAGAAUCUCUGGUGGGCUGCGUCUCGCCUCGCUCCCUCUUCUCCCGCCGCACUCCCUUCCCUCCCGUGUCGAUCUCGCACUCCCACCACUCCAUACUACCAUCAUCAUCAUCAUCGUCGUCGUCAUCAACAUAAUUUCUGCCCCGAAACAUCGAUCUGUCUAUGCCGUUUUGAUACACACCGACUGUCUGUCCCCCAACCCCCUUUCCAAUAUUCCUACGUUUGCUAUGGAUGUGGCUCUUCUUCUAGACUUCAUGACCGCGUCCAACGACGUCUUUGCAUCGAUGGACAUGGGCCGGAAGCAGUCUCCUCCUGGUCUAUUUAAAAUCGGUAAGUCAGUCAGUCUCUUAUCGACGCCCGCCGUCCCGAGUUUGCAGCCAAAAACGAGCCCAGCAGCUCAUCGAACUCGCAGCCUGGCACACCGUUGAUGAGUGACCGGAGAGCGGUGAGCGCAAAGAAUUAGUUGAAUCGUGAAGAAUUAAGAGCGUUCUAGGUUCCUGCGUGCGCCAUCUGUGGCACCGAUUCAACAGGAAUCCACUUCGGAGUGGAUGCGUGUGCCGCCUGUUCGGCUUUCUUCCGACGGACGGUCGUUUUGAACAAAGACUACGUCUGCAACAAAGGAGGAAAUUGCACAGUUGUCAAAGGUGAGAAUGAAACCAUAGUUUGUGUCGGCAAAACUUUGCAUGUGUGCAAGUUGCUUUAUUAGUCCUCUGAUGCAAAAAAUAGCAGAAAAAACAUAUAUAUUUCCGCGAAAAACAAAAACGUGCACAUCAUGGAUAGAAUAAGUUUGUGUUUUCUGACUAGUGACGGAAAUGUACUUCAAAGUUCUGUGUUCUUCGUCCCGCUCCCUUCGAUCUCAACUAUUCCCAAUGUUCAUUUUAGAUGGAUCGGCCGGACAGAAGUGCAGAGCGUGUCGAUUUCGAAAAUGCAUAAAUGCAGGGAUGGACAAGAACUGUGAGUUGUUUGAUCGGUCGCCUCCUUCUCGCAAUGAGCAUUGUUAUUGCAGCUGUCCAACAUCGUCGCGAUGCGAUAGGGAAGUACUCGGCGGGAGUAAAACGAGAACUAAGUCCCGACGGAGAGUACGAACCGCCGCCCAAACUAUCUGCGAUCUGCGAGCCCAGCACUUCUCAGGCAUCCGUUCCCACUGCCGCCGCCUACUAUUCGACGCCUCCAAACGCCGGCUUUCCGAGAGUUUCGAGCAAUCUACGAGCACAACUCAACAACGUUUUUAAUAACGGACAGAAGUCAGUGCUUCACGAGUUGAUAUGUCGGCAGAAGUUCCUCACCGAACAGAGGCAACUGUUCUACGCAGGAUGCCUCGGAGACUGGUUCCGGAAACCGUCAGCCACUGAGAACGUGAGAAGUAGCCUCGUUUCAGUGCGCCUCAAUAACCAUUUCUUUCAGCAAACCCUCUACGAGCUCACCGACUUCUCAAACUGCAUGUACCACUUGUGGAAGAUCGAACCAAGACUCGCCGCGGAUUUUAUGAACCGAAAUCGAUACUUAGAUCCAUUACCGCUAGUUGAGAAACUGAAGAUAUACCGUAACUUUGUGAUCAUGCGGCAGUCCGUUGAAGAACCGUAUCUGACGUGGAGACAUGGCGGACUUGAGAAAAGAUGGUUCGUAAUGCCGAAUAACACUUACAUUGACUUCAACGAACCCGAGAAAUACUUCACGAAUGGAGCGCUCAAGGAUUUGAAGCUUGACUAUGAAACGACCACUAAGUGAGUGGAAAGACAGCGGGUUCACUUCAUUAUAAUCAUCUUCAUUCAGUCUCUUUCUGCCCUCGUUCACCCAUGCAAUGGACACGAUUGGCGAGAAUAUGAAGAAGAUCUGCGUGACCGAGACGGAGCUCACCGUGCUUCUGGGACUCGUCCUGCUCGAUCCCGGUGUCUAUGGGAUACUUGAUAGCACUCGAGAAUUCCUCAAGAACAUUCGCGAUCAGCUCAUUCAAGAUGUGUACAUGUACUACGAGGACGAAAUGUCGCAUUUGUACGAGCCCGAAAUUCGAAUGGCUGACCUGUUUAUGCUUGUCGCGGCAAUCAAGGUACUUUACCGUUCUCAAAUUGAAUUCCAUUAACCUCUUCUCGACUUUCAGAUUCAUUCGAUCAAGACUUCUGAGAACAUGCACAUGCUCCGAGUGUUCGACCUGAUUCCAGCAGACUCGUGUUUCAAUCAGAUGCUCGACGUGGAAAGUGUGAAUGUAUCUCCGGAUGGAAAAAAGGACCAAGAAGCAGAACAGGGUCCGAGCCCGGUGUCCAUUCCAGAAUCGGCACAUGAAUCAAAUCUCCUCAAUGAGGAAACCCCACCGACGUUACAGGAAACCAGUGACGAGUAG
This is a messenger RNA of Caenorhabditis sp. 36 PRJEB53466, 8048 nucleotides long. The record is from the annotation of a GenBank genome assembly. Lineage: Eukaryota; Metazoa; Nematoda; Chromadorea; Rhabditida; Rhabditidae.